CUAGUGUCCCGACCCUCCCUGUCACUGCACCCCAGCCAGGGGGUGUCCCUGGGGGAAAAUGUCACCCUGCGCUGCCACCUGCCCCAGCUGGCUGCCCGGGUCCGGCUGUACAAGGAAGGACGUUGGAUACACAGCAAUUACAAGUACAAGGAGCAGGACACUGCAGAGUUCUCCUUCUUGAACACAAAUCGGGAGCACGCAGGUAGAUAUUUUUGUCAGUACCAGGUGUCUUGGUCAGCAGUGGAAUCAGAGAAGAGUGAUCCUGUGGAGCUGGUGCUGACAGAUCGCAGUUUCCCCCCACCCAGCAUUUCCGUGAGCCCUGAGGAAUGUGUGGAGACAGGGACCAAUGUCACCAUCCAGUGCUGGAACAAGGACUAUGGGGCCGCCUUCCUCCUGCACAAGGAUGGGUGCUCAGCCCCCAUCCAACGCCAGGACCUCGCUGUGGUGGGCACAGCCACCUUCACCAUCUUUGGGGUGACCCCAGCUGACAGCGGCACCUACAGGUGCUCCUACCGCCCCUCGGGUCACCCCUUUCUGUCCUCACCCCUUGGGAAUAAUGUGACUCUGGAGGUGACACCCACACCUUCAACCCCAGGUGCUGCAGACAGUUCCCAUGGGAACCUGGUGGUGGCAGUGGUUGGGGGCUGCACAGCUGCCUUUCUCUUCAUCCUCGUCCUUGCCAUCUUCUUCCUCCUUGCUGGCUGCAGACGUCAGAUACAGAGAGAUGAGUGCCCUGCUGCCCCUGCCGAAAAGCAUGAGGACAUGGAGUUCCAGGUGCCUUCCAGUGACAGCGAGGGUCUGACCUACGUGGAGCUGCAAGCUGUGACCCCCAGCUCUCAGCCCCUCAACCCCCCCGCUGACCCCCAGCCCUCUGUUAUCUACGCCGAGAUAGCAGUUGGGAGGCAUCACUGAUGCCUCCAUACGUGUGCACAGACACGUGUGUGUUAUGUGCUCAAAUGUACUGCCAGCGUGCACAGUGCAGGUGUGUUGUGUGUGCUUACCGUCACAUGUGCACUGCAUGCAUGUAUCACUGCAUGUGUUCCUGUGUGUCACACGUGUUCACUGUCACAUGUGCACAACAGUUACACCCAGACGUGUAUUCCUGCUCUGAGCCUUGGCUGACUCCAUUGCGGUAUCUGUCCCUGCUGGCUGGGAGAGGUGUGACUCAGGAGACAGAGAGAGAUUCACCUCCCUCCAAACCCCCUGAGAGGGACGGUGCACAUGUGCUCCCUGUGCCUGCACUCUCCAGGCCCUCCCUGUGUCCGUGUGUCCUUACCAUGUGCCCCACGUCAGCGCCACGUCUGUCCCUACAGCACACACACGUCCCCUUCCCGUGUGCGCAUCUCCAGCUCCACAUCCCAAACCAGCACCCCGCCCACAGUGAAGUUGGGACAGAAUUCCCAUUUCUGGAGCGUUUUAUCCCACUUUCCUGGACGAGAGUUCUGAUUCUGACGUGUUAGAUUCUGCUCCAUGAAAAAGGAUUCCUAUUUCUGGAAGGUUUUACCCUUCCUCUACCUCUGAAGGUCGUCAUUCCUUCUUUUGGGGAUAUUUCUCAAUUCUGGAGAGUUUCAACCAACCUUUGGUGGAAGAUUUACCAUUUCCAAAUAUUUUUACCCUCAUUUCUGGUAGAAUUAUCCUUGUGGAUUGUCCUUUGUGAAAGGUUUUAUCCUGCGUUUUAGAGAGGAUUCCCACUUCUGGAUGGUUUUCUCCUGUUCUCAUGGAGGGAGAUUCCCAUUCUGGAAUAUUUCAUCCUGCCCGAAAAGGGCAGGAUCCUUAUUUCUACGAAGAUCUGUGCUACUUUUUGGGGAGGAUUUCUUCUUCUGCACAGUUUUAUAGUUAUGCUUCUGGAGGGCUUAAUUCUCAAUUCGAAGGCCAAUUCCUGCUUCUGGGGGUUUUUAUCCUGGAUUUGGUGUUAAAAAUACCCAUUCUAGAGUAUUUUUGCCUGCCUUUUGUGGUAGGAUUCCCAUCAGUGGAGUAUUUUGUCCGUCCUUUGGGUGCCAGGAUUCCCAUUGCUGGAAGGUUUUACCUUUCUUUUAUUUCAUUCCAGCAGAAGCAGCUCUUGGGCACAAGGUUUUGCUGACAGUGAUGUUGCAAAUCCUUUGAUAAUUUCACAGCACCCAGCACUGACAUCAGGGCUGAAGGACAGUGACACAGCUGUGAGGUCAGGCCAAACAUGUCUGCUGUUUUGGUUUUAAUUACCACCAAGGUUAUUUAUCUGUCAGGACACAGCUUCACUGAUGCUCACACUGGUCUGCGGGUUUAAGUAGCAGAGUUUGGGUUGGGUUGGCUUAUUUUUGGUGGUGGGGGAAAAUGCAUUUUGGUUCAGAAAAGGACAGAGGAGUUGUGGUGUUGGCCAGGAAAUGGGGGAAAAGAGGAAGUUGGUGUGUGGGAACAGCAGUGAGGGGAAGGGCAGGGGAGCUGACUUCCCCCUUUUGGUAAUGAAAGGGGAAAUGCUGGAGGUUUUGUGAGCUCGAUGGGGUGCUUAAAAGCUGGAUGGAAGAUUUGGGGACCAUGUGGAGAUUUGGGGUGUGCAUGGAGAUUUUGGAGCUGAAGGGAGAUUUUGUGUUUGGGGCCUGGAUGGCUAUUUGGGGAUGCACAAAGUUUUUGUGGUCUGGAUGGAGGCUGUGGAGCUGGAUAGAGAAUUUUGGAG
This is a messenger RNA of Phasianus colchicus (ring-necked pheasant), 2650 nucleotides long. Lineage: Eukaryota; Metazoa; Chordata; Aves; Galliformes; Phasianidae. The record is from RefSeq and is a predicted model, not a curated record.